AUGAUGAAUAAUUGUUAUACAAAUUUUGAUUAUUGUUGGUCAAAAAAACAAAAGAGUAAUCCAAAUAUCUCCACAAAUAAUUUUAAAGCUAUUGAAAAAUUGGGUAAAGGUGCUUUUGGUUUUGUUUAUUUAGUCAAAUGGUACAAUAAUGAAGAUAAUAUUCAUGAAAAUUUUCUUUGUGUAUUAAAAAUUACAAGUAAACAACAAUUAAUGAAAAAGAAAGCACAUCUAUUUGCUUUAAGAGAAAGAGAUAUUUUACAAUGUUGUCAUCAUCCGAAUCUUGUUAAAUUGUUUACUUCAUUCAAAGAUGAAUCAAAUAUUUAUUUAGUUCUUGAAUUUAUUGCUGGAGGAGAUCUUUUUUCUUAUAUGCAAAUACAUGAACGACUUAAUGAAGAUCAUACGAGAUUUUAUAUUGGACAAAUAAUUUUAGCAUUCGAAUAUCUACAUUGUUGUCAUAUUAUUUAUCGAGAUCUUAAACCUGAAAAUAUUAUCUUAACAGAUCGAGGAUAUAUAAAAUUAAUUGAUUUUGGUUUUGCUAAACGAAUAAAUAAAUCAACAUCAACUAUGUGUGGUACACCACAAUUUAUGAGUCCAGAAAUAAUUCUGCAGAAAAAAUAUGAUAAAUGUGUUGAUUAUUGGGCAUUAGGUAUUCUAACUUAUGAAUUAUUAACUGGUAUUGUACCAUUCGAUGGUGAAAAUAAUGAAGAUUUAUUUGAUGCUAUACUUCAUAAUCCUAUUUAUUUUCAAUCUACAAUAUUUACAACAAUAUCAGCAAAUUUUGUUCAAGGUUUAUUAACACGUAAUCCACUUCAACGAUUAGGUUGUACAAUAAAUAAUUCAUUAGAUAUUCGUUAUCAUCCAUGGUUUCAACAAUAUUUAUAUUCAUUUGAACAACUCGAACAACAAUCUAUACCUGCUUUCUAUAUUCCAUCGAAUUUAACUGAUUAUACAAAUUAUCCUUUAAAAUUUAUUGAAGUUACACCACUUAAAAAUCCUAUAAAUGAUAAAAUAUUUGAUAAUUUUUAA
Molecule: messenger RNA, 1026 nt
Organism: Rotaria sordida
Lineage: Eukaryota; Metazoa; Rotifera; Eurotatoria; Philodinida; Philodinidae
Source: the annotation of a GenBank genome assembly